Molecule: messenger RNA, 1330 nt
Organism: Lycium ferocissimum
Lineage: Eukaryota; Viridiplantae; Streptophyta; Magnoliopsida; Solanales; Solanaceae
Product: purple acid phosphatase 8-like
Exons: 7
Coding region: 142-1155 (337 amino acids)
Molecular function (GO): acid phosphatase activity; ferric iron binding; ferrous iron binding
Source: RefSeq, a predicted model, not a curated record
UUCCAAAUAGUUGAAAGUACAGCAAGACAAAUUUUGGAUAUUCCAUUAGCAUACCCUUCUUUGAUAAAACCAUUUCUUCUUUAAGAAAAGCAAAGAAAAAAAUCCAAUUCCCUUCAAAGUCUUUCAUAUCUUUCAUAUCAGAUGGCAGCACUUUUUCCCAAGAAAAGCACUAUGCAUUUUCAUUAUCUUAUUAUAUUCUUGGCUAGUUUUGGAUUGUGUUUUCUUCUUUGUGCUGCUGAGUUUCCAUAUUUCAAGCAAUCUGUAAAAGCUGAUGGCUCUCUUAGUUUUCUUGUUAUUGGAGAUUGGGGAAGGAGAGGUCUCUAUAACCAAACUGACGUGGCCUACCAGAUGGGAGAGAUAGGCGAGAAGCUAAAGAUUGAUUUUGUAAUAUCAACUGGUGACAAUUUCUACGAAGAUGGGCUCACUGGUGUUAAUGAUCCUGCAUUUCACGACUCAUUCACCAAUAUUUACGAAGCUCCUAGCUUGCAAAAAACGUGGUACAAUGUGUUGGGCAACCAUGACUAUAGAGGUGAUGUAGAGGCACAGCUAAGUCCAGUCCUUCAAGAAAAGGAUGAAAGAUGGUUUUGUUUGAAAUCCUAUGUUCUUGAUGCAGACAUUGUGGAAUUUUUCUUCGUAGACACAACUCCCUUUGUGGACGACUAUUUUACAAACCCAAAAGAGAGCACCUAUGACUGGAAAGGUGUCUUCCCAAGGGAAAAAUAUCUCAACGAUCUCUUAAAGGAUUUGGAUUUGGCAUUACGUAGGUCAAGUGCAAAAUGGAAGAUGGUGAUUGGUCACCACACGAUUAAAAGUGCUGGACACCAUGGUAGUAUUACAGAGCUUGCUGACCAAUUAGUCCCAAUACUUGAGGAACAUAGUGUCGAUUUCUACAUCAACGGCCAUGAUCACUGCCUGGAACGCAUCGGAAGCAUUGACAGCAAAUUGGAGUUUUUAACGAGCGGAGGCGGAUCCAAGGCUUGGAGAGGAGACCUAAAAGGGUGGAAUCCGGUGGAAUUGAAAUUUUAUUAUGAUGGACAAGGAUUUAUUUCAGUUGAAUUGAACCAAAAAGAAGCUGAAUUUGUGUAUUAUGAUGUUUUUGGACAUGUCCUACACAAAUUUAGUGUGUCAAAGGACUCUUGUGUAGCUAAGCAAUAGGGGUAUACAAUUAGUACUACAAAAGAGCUAGUUGAAUCAUGAACGAGGCAUUAAAAUUGUACUUUAGUUUAUUAGUGAUUGUUCCCAAUGAGGAAUUAAAUUGUACUUUUUAUUAUUGAUUGUUCUCUAUGAGGAAUUAAAAUGUACUACAUCUUAUUAUUGAUUGUUCUCUAUG